GGAAGUGACGUCACUCCAGGGCGCUGAGGAACCUGGUGGUGGCCCCGCCGUGAAGGCGCUUCACCGACAACAUGUCUCAUUUACCGAUGAAACUUUUACGCAAGAAGAUCGAAAAGCGGAACCUCAAAUUGCGACAGCGAAACCUGAAGCUACAGGGGGCCUCCAGUGUGAGCCUUUCAGAAACUCAAAAUGGAGAUGUGUCUGAAGAAACAGUGGGAGGUGGAAAAGUUAAGAAGUCUUUAAAACAGUCUAUGAAUGUGGGCUUGUCAGAAGCUCCAAACGGAGAUGUAUCUAAAGAAACAGUAGAUGGUAGAAAAGUUAAAAAGUCUCUGAAACAGUCUAUGAAUGAGGGCUUGACAGAAACCCCAAAUGGAGAUAUUUCUAAAGAAGCAGUAGGAGUUGGAAAAGUUAAAAAAUCCUUGAAAGCGUCUGUGAAUGCAGGCUUGUCAGAAGCCCAAAAUGGAGAUGUAGCUAAAGAAACAGUGGGAAAAGUAAAAGUUAAAAAAUCUUCCAAGGAAUCUACCAUACUGACCAGUGAGGAGGCAGCGAUGCAGUCUCCCAAUUCAGAUUCAAAAAAGAAGAAGAAGAAGAAGAAAAAGAGAAAAAUGGUGGAUGAUGCUGGCCCUGAUACUAAAAAAGCAAAAACUGAAGACAAUGGCCAGGCUCCUGAGGAAACAGAAGACAGUGUGGAGAAGCCAGAGGACGGGGACGAUGGCAGCGAGGUGCCCAACCUGCCCCUGGGACUGACAGGAGCUUUUGAGGAUACUUCAUUUGCUUCGCUAGCUAAUCUUGUUAAUGAGAACACUCUGAAGGCAAUAAAAGAAAUGGGCUUCACAAACAUGACUGAAAUUCAACAUAAAAGUAUCAGACCGCUUCUGGAAGGCAGGGAUCUUCUAGCAGCUGCAAAAACAGGCAGUGGCAAAACUCUGGCGUUUCUUAUCCCCGCAGUUGAACUCAUUGUGAAGUUGAAGUUCAUGCCCAGGAAUGGAACAGGAGUCCUGAUUCUCUCACCUACCAGGGAGCUGGCCAUGCAGACUUUCGGUGUUCUUAAGGAGCUGAUGACACACCACGUUCACACAUACGGGUUAAUCAUGGGCGGCAGUAACAGGUCUGCCGAAGCACAGAAACUUGCCAAUGGGAUCAACAUCAUUGUGGCCACGCCAGGCCGUCUGCUGGACCACAUGCAGAACACCCCGGGGUUUAUGUAUAAAAACCUACAGUGUCUGGUUAUCGAUGAGGCUGAUCGUAUCUUGGAUGUUGGGUUUGAAGAGGAAUUAAAGCAAAUUAUUAAACUUCUGCCAACACGCAGACAGACCAUGCUCUUUUCUGCCACACAAACGCGGAAGGUUGAAGACCUGGCGAGGAUUUCUCUGAAAAAGGAGCCCUUGUACGUUGGUGUUGAUGAUGACAAAGCUAACGCCACGGUGGAUGGUCUUGAGCAGGGAUAUGUUAUUUGUCCCUCGGAAAAGAGAUUCCUCCUGCUCUUUACGUUCCUUAAGAAGAACCGGAAAAAGAAGCUCAUGGUCUUCUUUUCAUCCUGUAUGUCUGUGAAAUACCACUACGAGUUGCUGAACUACAUUGAUUUGCCUGUCUUGGCCAUUCAUGGAAAGCAGAAACAAAACAAACGCACGACCACCUUCUUCCAGUUCUGCAAUGCGGAUUCGGGGACACUGCUGUGUACAGACGUGGCAGCUAGAGGGCUGGACAUUCCUGAAGUUGACUGGAUUGUUCAGUAUGACCCUCCAGAUGACCCCAAGGAGUACAUCCACCGUGUGGGUAGAACAGCCCGGGGCCUGAAUGGAAGAGGGCACGCCCUGCUCAUCCUGCGCCCGGAAGAACUGGGUUUCCUCCGCUACUUGAAGCAAUCCAAGGUUCCAUUAAGUGAAUUUGAGUUUUCUUGGUCCAAAAUUUCAGACAUUCAGUCUCAGCUUGAAAAACUGAUUGAAAAGAACUACUUCCUUCACAAGUCAGCCCAGGAGGCAUAUAAGUCAUACAUCCGAGCAUAUGAUUCCCACUCUCUGAAGCAGAUCUUUAACGUUAAUAACUUAAAUUUGCCUCAUGUUGCUCUGUCGUUCGGUUUCAAGGUGCCUCCUUUUGUUGACCUGAACGUGAACAGCAAUGACGGCAAACUUAAAAAGAGAGGAGGCGGCGGUGGGUUCGGCUACCAGAAAGCCAGGAAAGUGGAGAAGUCCAAGAUCUUCAAACACAUUAGCAAGAAACCUUCCGACAGGAGGCAGUUCUCCCACUGAAGACGCGCCCCCCUCCCAUCGUGCAGAGCUCUGUCCUGAAGUGGAUUUUUUUCCCUUGCUCUGACGAGGGACUUUUGUUGCUCUGGGAUUUGGACUGACCUACAUGACUAUAAAUUGACUUGGGUUGCAGGCUCCGAGCACUGGUAUUUCCAGCAGGUCUCCUAUUUGGGGAUAUAAAACAUUUGGAUAUUUCUUGAUUGCCCAAGAGCAAGGCAAGGGACCUUUUUAGUCUUUGUGAUGACAGAAUGUUUUUAAGUUUAAAUCUUUUUCUCCGAAAAUACUAUUGUUUUAGUAUAAUUCUUUUUGUACCUCUCCUCCCUGGUGUCUGAAGACUUGUGGCACGGCUUGCUGUGCCAGCCUGCCUUCAAAGGCAAAUGACCUAGCAUCCUGGACAGGCAGUGGUGGUGGUGGUGGUAAUGCAGAAAAUUGUCUCGAGUUUGGUUUUUUUGUUUUUUUUUUUUUCUGAUUUUGGUUGUUUCUUGGACCUUGACCGUGAUUCUAGACCCCUCCUGAAAAUGCUUCCCUGUAAAAAGGCAGGGGCUCUGGGAAGCACCUUCAGUUAAAGGUGGCACUGAUUUUUAUAAACACCGGCUUUUAGAACUGUGAGCCUUUCUCCUUUUUAUGUUUUCAAGAGUAAAAAGUAGGGGUCGUCUUUAUCACUUGAAUGAAGUACCCCUGGCAGUCCCAGCAUUGGAGGCAGGGCUGAGGGAGCGCUGGGAGUUCUGAGCCUCGUUUACAGGUAUAAUACUCUGCUGUUCUCCGUUUGAUAACUUGGCAGAAUUUUGUUUUGUUUUGUUUUUUCUGUUUGUUUGUUUUAAGGCAUAAAGUGUGGUGACAGUCAUCAGGCAGAUUUGUUUGAAGUGUUAGGAGUUUGGUGAGCCCUUCCAAAUCUUCAGAGCGCUUAGAGGGCAGGACAUCCUCUUGAGAAAAACUGCCUCUUCCAGAUCCAUGAAAGAAAAAUAGAUCUAUGGUGAAAACUGAAAAGGAACAGAGCAGCAGAGGCAGUGUUUUAGUCAGGUGGGGUUUUUGCCGUAGGAACCCCUGAUUUUCUAGUGUGUUUUGUGUUCUGUUUCUAGUGUUUGUAAUAAUGUAAUAACCAUUUUGUAGCAAUUUAAAACCAAAGCUGCUAGCAUCAUUUUGCUGUCGUGCAAGUUAAUAUUCAUAGAUUCCUAUUAAAUGUAAGUACACUGAGUAUGAAAUGUGGAAGAAAACUGUCUGUUCAACCGCAUUCUGGGAGGAGAAGAAAGGAACGAUGCUCUGCAUCUGGACCCCACCACUGUUUCCCCAGCUGGACGUGUCCUGGGUUCAGACCUUGACUGCUGGACUCCUGGCUUUUAAUAACUAGUUCUCUUUCCAGUAAUUUGGUUUUCUUUUUUGUUUCAGAAAUCAUGUUUCAAAAAAAUACACAAAAGCAAAGAGAAGAGUAUUUAAUCACUGAACAGAAGUAAAUUCUGUCAGUAUUUUGGUACAUAACCUUCCAGUGUUUUGUAUACAUACUUUUAAUUUUUUUUACCGAAAGUGAAGUAAGGCAUCCUCUCUCUACUCACUGUUUGUAACCAGGUCAUUUCCUAACGUGUCAUUCUCCUGCGUCAUUAAAUAAUGACAUCCGUUUUGUA
Molecule: messenger RNA, 3865 nt
Organism: Vicugna pacos (alpaca)
Lineage: Eukaryota; Metazoa; Chordata; Mammalia; Artiodactyla; Camelidae
Gene: DDX18
Product: DEAD-box helicase 18
Molecular function (GO): nucleic acid binding; ATP binding; RNA helicase activity
Source: RefSeq, a predicted model, not a curated record